CUGAGUGUCUAAAUUUAUGAGCUUUGGUUAGAAAAUUUCUUCUGUUUUCAGAGUUAAUAGAAGAGAAUUGCAAGAAAAGGAAUGGACGAUCAAACGGAACCGAUAAUCAACCAAGUUUCCAUAGUAUCCAUGAUUGCUACGGCUGCCAUGGCAAUUGGAGCAUGGUUUAUUACCAAUAAAAUAAGUAAAACAGUAAGGAAAACUGACAAAUUUGUAAUUUUUUGGUUAAUCUGGGACGCAAUGAUACACUUAAGUUUAGAGUUAUCAUUCGUUAUUUUAUCACUUACAACAACUGUUGAAAAAUCUACUCAUUGGACUUCACUAGUAUGGAAAGAAUAUGGCAAAGCUGAUGCUAGAUGGCUAAUCUUAGACCCUUGUAUAGUUUCAUUAGAGAUUAUAACUGUUUUCGUAGAAGGACCAAUGUGCUUAGUAUUAGUCUACGCAAUAGUUAAAAAUAAGCAUUACAGGCAUUUCUUACAAGUCGUUCUAUGCGUUGGAGAAAUUUAUGGUGGUUGGAUGACUUUUGUACCAGAUAUAUUGUUAGGAUCUCCCAAUUUAGCAACAAAUAACUGGCUCUAUCUCUGGGUUUAUAUGGUAUUCUAUAAUGGGAUAUGGGUUGUUAUACCUGCACUUUUACUUUUGCAAUCCUAUUAUGAAAUGAAAAGCGCAUUUUCAAAGAAGAAAGGUCAAUAA
Dimorphilus gyrociliatus is the source of this 693-nucleotide messenger RNA. NCBI's taxonomy places the organism in Eukaryota, Metazoa, Annelida, Polychaeta, Dinophilidae. The record is from the annotation of a GenBank genome assembly.